GGCCAGUAAUUAGCGCUCUGUACCUUUAAGAAGUCGGCCAUUACAGGCAGUGCUUCCUGCGUCAGGCAGGCGGCCGCUUUCCCUGCCGGCAGAAUCUGCAGCGCUCCCUGGCACGUUAACUUCUUCCUCGCCACAUCCUGCGCAAUGUGAAAUGGGGGCGUUUCCCACGUGGCGGCUGCAUAGAGGGACUUGUUCAAAUUCUAUGCCCCGGGACCACCGACCCUGCCCCUGUGGUUACGCAGAACAUGGAGAAUAAGGAAAAUGGCUCCCUGGACGUUAAAACUUCCGUAGAGAACGGGCGCCCCCCCGACCCGUCCACGUGGGCCGUCGACGACGUUUUUAACUAUUUCAAGGCGGCCGGUUUCGAGGAGCAAGCGAGUGCCUUUAAGGAGCAGGAGAUCGAUGGAAAGUCUCUGUUACUCAUGACGAGAAACGACGUUUUAACCGGACUGUCUCUGAAACUGGGCCCGGCCCUGAAAAUCUACGAAUACCACGUGAAGCCGCUGCAGACCCAGCAUGUGCAGAGCAGCCCCCCGUAG
Spea bombifrons (plains spadefoot toad) is the source of this 539-nucleotide messenger RNA. RefSeq names its product sterile alpha motif domain containing 13 (gene SAMD13). Gene Ontology annotation, molecular function: protein binding. The coding region runs from base 246 to 539 and encodes 97 amino acids. The transcript is spliced from 4 exons. The record is from RefSeq and is a predicted model, not a curated record. Lineage: Eukaryota; Metazoa; Chordata; Amphibia; Anura; Pelobatidae.